GGGCGACUUCUCUCUGCCUGUUGUAUCUUGCCAUGUGGUGCGAUGGGUACUCUUUGCUCUCUUUCGUGCGAUCGCGUCCAAGAGCGAUGUUGCGUGGCAGCCAAGGCAAUUUAGCCUUGCCAGUGAGGCAACCUACGCGAAGGCUACGUCCACAUGUGCGCAGUAAACAUCUGCAGUCAAGGAAAGAUAGCACAAGCACAAAACGCCCCCCAUCCCGCCCAUGCUAACCCAGGUUGCCCUUCUUUGGCCAAUCGAUCACGACACGGGCAAUAGAACGAUGUUUGUCCGAAAGUCGCCGCACCAGUGGUGGUGGCAUGUUGGUGCGUUUGCUGGUCAUGCCCACACCCUGCUCACCCUCCGCAUAUUCUGGUCAUGAUAUACCCCGCACUUGCCAAUUUCAAAGUCAAAAGGCCAAUUUACACCAACACGCGAAUUGGCGAGCCCACUUUGACCCAUCGCAGCCACUUUGACCAUCGCUCCUUUGCUGGUCCAAUCCACGACGGCCUUCAGCUUCGCGGCCGCAUCGCCAACCGCAGAACCAGACAGGGGCUUCCGUGCGAGCAGCCGGUGCAUCCCUGCAGCCACCGCACCAGCCGUGCUUGGGAUUCGAAAAGCGUUACAAGUACGGCAUUGAUUGCCAAUUGCCGAGCCUCAAUGGUCGAGCCCUACCAUUCGCUUUUGUCCCUUUUCCGCAUUCUCCGCGGCCCAACGGCAACGGCCAGCAGCCCAGCACUGGUCGGCCAGCUAACGGCCAGCCACCCGUCGGACCUCGCCAUGGAGCUCGCCUUCAAUCCUCCGCAGUCGCCCCAGGCCCGUGCCCCGGCUCGCCACAGCUACAACUCGUUGGUUGCGGCACAAAACCGGGCGGUCGCCAUCGGGCUCGCCACACCCACCCGCGCCGUCGACGUGUCAUUCCCCUCGGCCCGCCCGAGUCCGGUCUCGCCGGCCUUUGCCUACCUUCGCCGCCGUGACGCACUCGCCUCCAUCGCCGCCGACAAGCGCGCCACCGACAUGCCAGUGCUGCGGCGGGCUUCGAGCCCUGCCUCUGGCUCUCGUGCCCGCGCUGCAUCGGCCUCACCGCGGCUGCGGUUCGGCUCGGCCGCCCACCUCGAGUACAUCCGCAAGCUCGAGGCCCGCGUCGACGAUGCCGACGAUCGCGCCGUCCGCGCCCACCUCGCCCACAUCGCUGCAGCACCGGCAACUCGCGGUGAGCCUGGCGCAGCGGCUAGGCUUGCCGAAGCCUCGUCAUCGCACCUCUACUCGCGCGGCAUCGCCGCCCACUUUGAGGCCUCACGCGCCGCGCUUCUCGGCGCUGGCACAUCGAUGGCCGGCGUCCUCCGCGACCUCGAUCGUGAGCGUGAGCAGGCUGCCCGCGGGGAGAAGCUCGCCCGGUUUAAGUUGCGCAAGUGGGGAGAGUGAGCACGCGCUGAGCUCUGCGUUGGCCAGAAGCUACGAGUGCUUGGCGCGUUUGCUGGCCGGUGCCUCCGAGCCGUCGGCUCCGCGCUUGCGGGUCGUGGCCUCGCUGUUGUCACUCUCGUCGUCGUCGUCGUCGUCGUCGUCGUCGUCGUACUCGUACUCGUACUCGUCGUUGCUCGCCGAUGAGAGCUCCUCCCACAGUGCAUUGUCGGUGAUCCGGUUCCCGUGCUCGUCGCGCAGCGUGCUGUCGAUGGCCUCGACGGUCUUGGCGGCGUCGUUCUCGUCGUCGUCGUAGUAGUACUCGUACUCGUCAUCGCUGCCGGCAGCGCCUUCGGCCGCACCCGCCCGCGACGGCUUGCUUCCGUCGUCGGCGUCGGUUUCGUUGGGCGCACAAUGCCCUCGGGCGAGAAGAGGAUGGCCGCAAUCUUGGACUUGUGGUAAAUCUUGAGGAUGGUC
Thecamonas trahens ATCC 50062 is the source of this 1872-nucleotide messenger RNA. RefSeq lists its product as uncharacterized. Bases 373 to 1419 code for a protein of 348 amino acids. The record is from RefSeq and is a predicted model, not a curated record. Lineage: Eukaryota; Apusomonadida; Apusomonadidae. The transcript has a single exon.